This is a messenger RNA of Bursaphelenchus xylophilus (pine wood nematode), 11165 nucleotides long. Lineage: Eukaryota; Metazoa; Nematoda; Chromadorea; Rhabditida; Aphelenchoididae. The record is from the annotation of a GenBank genome assembly.
AUGACGAUCCUGAGGUUUUUCGCUGUCUCUGCCCUCUUGGCUGUGUCGGCCGCACUCGGCAACAUGGACUGGGGCUACGAGCGCCACAACGGCCCCGAUUCCUGGACCGAGACUUGUGCGAGUGGCCGAAGACAAUCGCCCAUCGACAUUCAUGCGGCGAAUGUGGAUUAUUCGCUGAUUACCAAGAUGCAUUUCGCGAAUUACAUCAAAACUGGGAAUGUCAGCAUCAAGAAUAAUGGGCAUUCAGGUGGGGAUUUAUUCAUAGUAUUAUAUAAGCAUCAGUCUCUCAGGAAAAUAAUGAGCAUUUUGUCGCAUCGGCAAUCGCAUUGUUGUCGAGAAAAUGAAUCGUGUCACGGCAAAAUCAAAUUUCUUUUUUCUUUAGCGACGCGGUCGGCGCAGCGACAUUUUGCUCAUUAUUUUUCCGACAGACUGAUAAAAUUCAAAGUAGAAAAGUAUCUCAGUGUGGCACGUUGACUUGUUCUUUGCUGAAACUUGGAUUAACCAGCAGAAAAAAGUGCUCGUAAUGAGACGCUCAGGCUAUGAUGAAACUUGGCAGAAAUUUACAGUAAAAAAACUUGAUCCAAUGGCAAAAAAUGCACCAUUUUGUAUCCGAGAGGUAUCAAAAAAUGUAGCAAAAUGUCUCACUGCCCAACCAAAAAAACUCCGUUUUGAAUGGUGCCCUUUCCCUCACAAAAGCAUCGGUCGCGCUUUUAAAUUCAGUAUUUUUCACUUGCAGAUUGAGGUAUUUUGCCGCAUUUUUGAUACUUCCCGGAUGCAAAAUGGUACGUUUUCUGCCACUGGAGUAAAUCCAUCACUGUAGACAGAAGUGCUCGUAUUGAGACGCUUAGAUUUUGAUGAAACUUGGCAGGGAUUUAAAUUAAUUUAUUCUUACAAGGGCUUGGGGAAACAUGAUUUUUCUUGAAACGUAUGCCAUUUGAAAGAGCCUAAAAAACCGGUCUAGGAUCACCUUGAAAAACUAAGAUUCUCUCGCAUGAAUUCGCAUGGCCUACGCCGUGAACGAUACCCUCGUCGCCGAGCGGCAAAAUCUAAACAGUUUGUCGAUCGGCCUGCCGCGAAAAUUCAAAGAAAUCUGAGAGCUCUGCCUUUGGUAAUUUCCCAAUAAACACCUCACUUCUUUCAGUGAUGAUCAGCGGUUUCGCGGACUGGGGCGAGAACCAGCCCUACAUUUAUGGUGGGGAUUUGGAGACCAAAUACCAGCUGAUUCAAAUCCACUUCCAUUGGGGGCCUACGAACGAUGUGGGAAGUGAACAUUCGAUCGGGACUUUGCAUUAUCCCAUCGAAGUGCAUCUGGUUCAUCAAAAGGAUGGGACCAAGGACCUUACCGUACUGCCGGGCGACGGAUUAGCCGUUCUGGCGGUGUUUGGAUAUGUGGCCCAAGAGAGUAUCCACUUCAAUACGAUUGAGCCAAUUUUGAACAAUAUUGUUGCACAUGGUAAGGGCGUAAUCUUACGAUAAUUUUAUGAUGAUUUAAUCUUUCUAUUUUUAUAUAUUAUCGAUGAAAUAUCGAGUAUUUUUGAAUAUAUUUUUGAUGAUUUAGGAAGUGAACAGGCCUAUGACAAAUAUCAGCCAAAAGAGUUCUUGCCAGUGAACGCCGAAAACUUCUACCGAUACGACGGCUCAUUGACUACGCCCAGCUGCGGCGAGCAGGUUGUUUGGACCAUCUUUGCCGAGCCAUUACCCAUCACGCAGAAACAGGUAGGGUUUUUUUGUAAAUGCAAACAAAAAAGCGCUUUUUUGCGGCUUCUCUGUGAAAAUUAUGCAAAGUACAUCCGCUGAAAAGAUUGUCGGAUAUUUCAGAAAUGCUUGCAAAAGGAAACAUAAAAUUUUUACAAAUUGAUUUGGCGCCUACGUAAAUUAAAUACGCAAAAUUUCAAGGAAAUACGACAGUUGGAUUUUGAAAAAAACACUUUUUUUUUGAAAAGCAAGAUUAACAAGGGAAGGCAUCUUUGCCGUCGAGAGAGCAUGCAAAAGGCGGAGAGUGGUCCGAGAGCGAAACUUUUUUUGGCCAAAUCGUUGCCAAUUGCGCCUGGAUAACAUUGAUUUUUUUGUGGAAACAUUACCCUACAGGAGCAAUAGGCAUGAAACUUUUUGAGCCUAAAUUUGCAAAAAAACUUUCCUUUUUUCAACUUUUGACCUAAAAUCUCACAAUCAGUAGCUUCUGGAAAGCGAUAAUGCUUACACUGUAAGCAGACUAGAUACUCAAAAUUUCCAGGAAAUACGACGAUUAUCCCGAAAAAAAAAAUUUUUUGAAAAGCAAAAUUAAAGUUUUGUCUUUGCUAAAACCCCAACUUUAUAUUAACUUUUCCAGCUCACCCUGUUCCGGAAGAUCCAAAGCUCGCACGGCACAACGUUCGACAUUGGGAACUUCCGCCAUGCGCAGCCGCUGAACGGGCGACGGAUCAAGUACCGCGGCGGCUCGGAUCGUCAUCAAAUUUGCGGUCACAAUUCGGCCAAUAAAGCGGCUGGGGGUCUUACUGUAAUCUCCGUGGUUAUUUUUAUUUUCUCCGCAUUUUACUGAAUAAUCCUUAGUGGGCUCGACUAACUACCGCACUUUUUUGUUGGGUGUAGGUAAUUUCAAAAGUUUUAGCGGUAUGAUGUCGUGUGUUGUAUACAACGUCUGUCUCUACUAGCAUCUCAUCUGCGUGCGUUUUUCUCUUGUUUGUUGGAAUUUGAUUCGUAAGAUACGACGGUGUUAUAGGUUGAGAAAUCCCGUUACGGGGGGUUUAACUAACUGUUUUUUACUGAAAAGCUCUAAAAACGCAUAGGGGACAAAAAAAAAUAAGGAAAGUAUCAAAAAGUUUCAAAAGGUAUCAAUGAUACUUUUUGAUACUUUUCCACGAAAUCCCCAUAAUUGAGUUAUCCCUCUCCUUGCGAGGGUUUUAAAUGGCUUUUUACGACUGAAAGAUCUCUAGAAAUCCACCUGGGUAUAUAAAAAUAAAAAAAGUAUCAAAAGGUAUCCCUGAACCUUUUUGAUACUUUUCCGCAAAAUCCCUGAAAAUAUACUUAUCCCUGCUCUAGAAAACCAUGAGAAAAAAUGAAAAUAAGUUAGGUAUCAAAAAGUAUCAAAAGGUAUCAUUGAACCUUUUUGAUACUUUUUCCCAGAAUUCCCCAAAAAUUUAGAAACUCUUUGUUUUCAAAGCUUCCGACGAAAGUUACCGGCAUUUUUACCAAUGAAUCAAACGAAAAUUUCAAAGAAAAAAGAUGACUUUUACGUAAUGAUGUCACCCUGAGGCUAUAACACAACCGUCGUUCUUGAAUCGUCUCGCAAUCCCAUUGAUCUCGACUUCCAUGAUUCUUUUAUUUUUAUUUCAAUGCCAUCUGUCCAUAUUUCCCAAGGUUCGUUAUAAUAGGCAAUAAACUUGUAUUAUAAAGAAAGGCGUUGAAUCUUUAAAAUCAAAGCUUUCAUUGAAUUUAAAUAAAGCCUCAAGGCUCUAAAUGAACAGACUAUCUUGUGUUCUAAUUUUCAUAAAGUCUAAGCGACGACAAACAAAUUGUUUUUAAUCAACGCAGAUAAGAAUGAAGAAGGCUAUUUUCACAGACAUUUCGUUAUUUUUUAGUGCAAAGGUUUUGAAGAUGCUGAUAGAGAGACGAGAAAUGGUACUACAUGACAAUACAAAAACCGCUAGGCGCAACUCGGACCAGUAUUCAAAAUGAUGCUAAAAACGCAAAAUUUUAUUAGCUGUGCCGCUUCUAGACCCAGAAUAAAAUAGCUACCUGCAUUCUUGCUGGUACUUUACAGGGUCUUUCAAGAAACGUGAAGGAAAGUAGGAGGCUAUAACUUUCGGCGGAGGCGGCGCAGAGAGUUCGUUUUUUGAAUAUGUAUUUUUUAAGCGACAUUAUUUUUUGCCUACGAAAUAACAAGAUUUUUAGGUGCAAAGUGAGGUCGCUACAACCUUUUGAAAAAGGGGUCUUUUGCCCCGAAAACCAGGGUUUUUCGGUUGAAAAUGAUCGAGAAAUUUCAGAGUUUUUCGGUUGAAAAUCACCAAGAAAUGUCGGAUUUUUUCGGGGGUUUCGAUAGAGUUGACGUUGGAGAAAGGGUAGGAUAGUUGCCAACACGUCAAAAGUUGACAAAAAGCUAACACUUUUUUUCGUGUUUUUGGCAUGAAAAGUCUCAUGCCUAUUUUUACCGCAGAGUGUAAUCUUUCCAUAAAAAAAUCAAUUUUGUCCACACGAAGUUGCAAAAGAUAUGACCAUGUCCGCUUUCCACGUUUCUGUACUCUUUCCGCGGUGAAGAUUGAUCGUUCAUUAUUUCGGUGGCGCUUGCAAAACGCGAGCUAAAACUUUUAAGAAUUGAUAUGUGGUCUAAUAUACCUUGUAAGCGACAACAUCAUUUGACAUAUUAACUAACUUUUUUUUGUUUUUUAAAUGUUCUUGGAUCGAACGUUUCCCUUGAAUUUCCUGCUUGUUCAAACUCUCAUAAAGAUAAGAUGCGAUGUGAGCGAACAACUCAGGCGGUCCACUUUUUUGUUGCGUUUCCCUUUUCUUGACAAAGAACUAAUCAAAAGAUCAUUUCAUAAGACUUGCCGCGAGGUCAAAAACUGUAACAACAUGUUGCGUUACUACAAAGAGCAGGUUUCGUAUCGUUUUUUGCGCUUUUGGUUGGGGUGUUUGUUGGAUGUAAUCAUCAUUUGUUUUCGUACACUUUUAUUUGGGUAUAUAAUGCAGGGAAUAAAAUGAAUCCGCCUGGUUUUUACCUCUCAUUUUUUCAAUCGAACUUCUGGUUUGGCACUGUCAGUAAUCAUUGUGUUAUUUAGUUAUCAUUAUAUAUUUACAAACAUAGGGAAGUACCUAACGCGGAGAGAAGCGAAUUAGGUUUUCCAGAAACUGAUAAAACUUUUUGCUUGCAACUUUUUGGUCGGCGUUUUUUUUUUUUUUUUUUUUAACUGUUACUACCCUGGCCUACACAAAAAAUCGGAUUUUUUCAGUCUGUCGGGAAAAUCAUGUGGAUUUGUCGCGCCUUAUGCCCAACACCGCUUUAAAACAGGUUUUGCGAGAGACUUGUGCACAGUUAGCCGUGCACAAAAAACAAGAUGUUACAGUAGAGACUUGAAAUACCUACCGUAGUUAGCUAGUUACCAGUGUAUUGAAAUGGGCAGGUCAGAUUUUAAAUUUUUGGCUUACCGUAGGUACAGUGCGCGCCAAAAUGAUAGAGCCACUCAUUUUUUCUUGGAUUUAUUCUUUUAUGGUUAGGUGGGCCAAGCCGGCAUAAUGCAUAUAUGCAAUAACAUGAUAGGCCUGUACUACGGCCACCAUAACUUAGGACUAGCCUAGCGCCCAAUCCAAAAAAAAUCAAAAAUUCGGACCUUCCCCCUCGGUCGACGCGUCAAAAUGAUAGAGCCACCAAAUUUUUCUCCUCGGUGAUGGCAGGCGAGGAUCUAUUGGUACUGUAGUUUGUUAAUAUUACUACUGAUAUUCACUGCUGAUGUGAAAAGGUUACUGUAACUACCGGUCAUACGGUAGCUUUUGGCAACUUUAGAAAAUCUUCCAAAUUUUGGGUAAAACUGACCGGAAAUAAAUUUUUCGACGGUUGUAUCCGGGUGGAAAUACCUUCAAAACAUAUUAGAAGGCCUAUAUUUUCUAGCAAUAAUCAAUUUCCGUUGAAAUCACAUCGACCAUAAACAAGGAAUGAUAUUAUAUUACUUUAGUAGAUGGACAGAUUCUAUAAUAAUGUCUAUUGCUUAUGUAUGAGUCUGAGAAGCGGCCCCAGAACUUGUGGUACAAUUGCAAGAGGACCAUAGAUUACUAUAUAACAGGACCGAAUUCAAUAAUUCCUUUAUUCAAAUUGCAAACGGUAUUAUGAAGUUUACCAAAGUUAUAACCGAAAAAACGAUAUUUUGGUGGCACGACUAGUGUCAGAAUAUGAUUGCUUCGGGUUUUGAAACGACGAGUGCGGAUCUUUUUGUGCGUAACGUAGCAUGAUUAACCCAACCAUAACGUAAUGAUAAGCAACUACAGAGAAGCUUUGGUGUAGUCACUUAGAGAACCAGAAUUGCUUCUCUUGUGGUAUUAUUCCUAGGGUGUACAAGAGCUUUCAGCUUUUCCAGGUUAAAUGAAAAUAUUCUAUAUCGUGUGUUGCAGUCUAGCAGGAAGUUUGGUUUUUCCUCCAUGCUCCCUCAUUGGCAUAAUUGACAUUAUUAUAGAAUCUGUCCAUCUACUAAAGUAAUAUAAUAUCAUUCCUUGUUUAUGGUCGAUGUGAUUUCAACGGAAAUUGAUUACUGCUAGAAAAUAUAGGCCUUCUAAUAUGUUUUGAAGGUAUUUCCACCCGGAUACAACCGUCGAAAAAUUUAUUUCCGGUCAGUUUCACCCAAAAUUUGGAAGAUUUUCUAAAGUUGCCAAAAGCUACCGUAUGACCGGUAGUUACAGUAACCUUUUCACAUCAGCAGUGAAUAUCAGUAGUAAUAUUAACAAACUACAGUACCAAUAGAUCCUCGCCUGCCAUCACCGAGGAGAAAAAUUUGGUGGCUCUAUCAUUUUGACGCGUCGACCGAGGGGGAAGGCCCGAAUUUUUGAUUUUUUUUUUGGAUUGGGCGCUAGGCUAGUCCUAAGUUAUGGUGGCCGUAGUACAGGUCUAUCAUGUUAUUGCAUAUAUGCAUUAUGCCGGCUUGGCCCACCUAACCAUAAAAGAAUAAAUCCAGAAAAAAUGAGUGGCUCUAUCAUUUUGGCGCGCACUGUAUACUAUAACAUUUUUAGAUUUUUCGUUUCUCCUCGGCUAGUUGCCCGAUUGACUCCGGACCUUUUCAGGGUUAUAGAAUGAUUGAUUCUAAGCAACUUUUAUAUUGACACCUUUUUGCUAGGACUUCUGGAAGUGUGCGAAAAAUUUGCAUAUUUAGCAAAAAAUUUAAAAUUCUUGAAUUUUCUUAAAAAAUUUGCAUACUUGUACAUCCCUUUUUAUUGCUGUAAAUAACGCUCUAUGAUGUGGGGAUUCCAACGGUGGCAAAAUCAUGGCUGGGCGGCCUGUUAUGUCUGAGAACGAAGCCUCUAAACAUCUGGUCAUCACGAUGAUAUAGACGAAUAUGCCGACGAGACACUUUGCCGUGACAAAUCCACAUUAUUAUUCAGACAACGUGGUGAAAAAACGAUAGGUCUGUUAGACUCUCCACAUUUUGCAUCUUGUCUCAAAAAGAAAUUUGUAGAAAAUGGCAAUCGACUGCGUGCUCAUUAUUUUCCCGACAGACUGUUAAUUAGUCUAAAAUUUCUCAAAGUUAUGAUCACGAGCCAUAAAGUUUGCUGUCAUAUGACAUGCCCUUUUCCUACUGAAACUUUUUUCCGACUUUCUCAACAAGUAGCAGGCAAUUGAAUUCGGCUCUCCCAAGGCCCACUUGAAACAUUAAUCUUGAUCGCUUUGGACUUUUCACCCUUUUCACCCGCUAAAAAUCUCUUUUUUUGACAACGUUAAUGAUAAUGAUAGAUGGCCAAUCACAAAGCUGACUUUAUACCCGAUCAUAUUCUCGUCGAAUGCAUUCUAGUUUGUACCAUAAACAUGUAAACAAGCCGCUUAAAACACUCUUUUUUAUCACGGAGAACACUCUUUUUCUGUUAUGGUCACAUUUUUUAUUGAUAAAACGAUAUCAUCUUCCAUUCGCCACACCUACAACUUGAAGAUGAUGCAAAAAACUGGAAUAUAAGUGAAGGAGAAGUGCUCCAGGUGCAAGGACAAAUCGCCUUUUUAUGAGGAGCAUGAUAUGCGUUUUGAUUGUGAAAUUUAUGGCCGAUUCGAAGAAAGGAGUAGUCAAUAAGUAUUUAUGGCACACUUAUGCAUAGUUCUAGGAGAGUAUCUUGAUGCAGACAUGAUGGGGUUGACCGGGCCUUCUCGGGUCCGCUGCCAGCCUCGUAAGAGGAAUAUCUUGCCCGGCAUGUUGUCAAGGAUGACUAGGCCCAACUCAUCAGAGCACAGUCAGAUCCAAGGCUUGUUUUAGCCCGGCCCGAUGUAAUUUUUAAGCCCAGUUCGUCUCGGACAGCUAAAAACAAUCUAUGUUGAAAGUUCAAAAUGUUAUAGUUUUCUCGCUUUUAGGCUCAAAAUAUUAUACAUAUAUUAGUUCUCUGCAUUCUUCUAGGUACUUUAUUGCAUAAACUCUGGCCUUUACUAGCUUGGGCUUGUAUAAACGGUCAAAAUUUUUAGGUAAAAAGUUCUCCAGAUCUUUCCUUGAACCAUUAAGGACUGGCUGCAAAAUGCUGACAAAAUACUGCCUUAUGUCCUAAGCCAUGGCCCGAGACCAGAGCGGUAAGAUUUUCAAACCUCUCACAGCACGGUCAAUGUAUGUCCAAGCCAUGAUUAAGCAGGCUAUUUAGGACUUUUUUGCGCUACCAAACUCCAUAUUACAACAACCCUCCAUACAGUUUUGAGCUAUAUUUUUUCUGCCAUGACAGAAUUUGUUCUCUGAUCUGUGAUGCCUUCAAAAAUCCACUCGAAACCCCAAAAAUCUCUGUGCCAAUAUUUCUGUUUAAAAGUCGAAAACAAUUGAGAGAUUGAUCUGAUAAACGGGCCAGAUCAUUUGUUAUCUGUCGAACAGGGUGGUCCGAGAGGAGGUGAGGCCUCAAAGGGGUGCGAAUACAGAAGUUGUUGCUUGUUUUUAGUUUUAUACACUUGAGGGAAUUGAUAGGAAGCGAUUAUUUGUGAGGAAGACAGAGGCCAUAGUUAAAGGAAUCAGACUGUCGGGAAAAUAAUGUGGAAUCUUCGUGCCUGGAAAUCGCCCAUCAGUUUUUGAUGACUAGCGGCGGCUGGAGAUUUGGGGUGCGACAAGGCCAGGAAUUUUGUAGCAACAAAUCCACAUUAUUUUCCCGACAGACUGAUAAUGGUACCAAAAAAUUUUUACUUGUUUUUAAUACAGAAAACUGAAAACCCCUCUACAACGAAUCUCCGUACUAUAAAACCUCUCUAUAACGAACAUUUUUUAGAAGGCAUUUUUCUGUGACAAAUCCACGUUAUUUUCCCGUAGCAUAAUAUUAGUCUGUCGGGAAAAUAAUGAGGACAAUGUCGCUGGGCCAAUUGCGUGAAAACGUGAAUAGAAAUUCGAUUUUGCAAUGACAAAAUUCAUUUUUUUCCCCCGACGAACUGAUAUAAAGACGGUUGUAUUUCUCGGAAAAAACUUUAAAAGUUGUAAAAUUUCGUUUUUUUUUUUUUGAUUACUAACACCCUUAUCAUGUUGUUUGCCCUGCUUUAUUCCCGUUGACGAACAUUUCCCUACAUUCGUUUCUAACGUCCCCUCUUUGAACAGCCCUAAAAAAAUAACCAAAUAACCGUUUGUGUGAUGAUUUUAGACGAAGAAUGUCGCUGUCUGGAAAAGUCGCCUUGGUCACCGGAGCCUCGCGAGGCAUUGGGAAAGGGAUUGCCAUCGAGUUGGGGAAGGCUGGCGCCACCGUCUACGUGACUGGAAGACAGCCGGAGAAGAGUGACAAAGCUCCGAACCAGUCGACUUUGGAGGAGGUCGCCAAGGAGGUUAGGGGAAUAUACAUAUAAUAUAUAGUGAAGGUACUGAUCCAGUGGCAAAAAUGCAUCAUUUUGCUUCAGGGAAGUAUCAAAAAUGUGGCAAAAUGGCUCACUCUCCAACUAAAAAAAAACUCCGUUUUGAAAUGCGCGCCCUUCCUUUCACAAAAAAAGUGGGCGCGCUUUUGGAAUCGGAGUUUUUUUUACUUGGAGAGGGAGGUAUUUUGCCGCAUUUUUGAUACUUUCCGGAUGCAAAAUUUUACGUUUUUGACCAGAGGAUCAGGUCCGCCACUGUAUAUCUAACAAAUACAAUAAUAAGCACGUGUCUGCACCAUUUUUUUGGUAUGCAAACAACGAAUGAACCUUGAAAUCACACAAAAAACCUUAAUUUUAUGUUGAAAAAAUGUAUUUUUUGCAGAUUACGGCCGUCGGAGGCAAGGGAAAGCAUGUUUAUGUUGACCAUUCUGAUGCCGAGUCUGUCAAAAAGUUGUUCGAACUCAUCGCCAAGGAAAACAACGGCCAGUUGGACAUCCUGGUCAACAACGCCUAUUCGGCUGUAAAUGUAAGUACUUCUGGAAGGAGUAGAUAGAAAAAAAUGGUGUUCUUGAUGUCUAGGUUAAACUAGCUAGUUUCCAGGUGAUUUUUAGAACCUACAAAGUAACUAAAGUCCUCUCAUACUACCUAGAAGACUAUUAUUUUCAGUUUUACUUAAAUUUUGAAUUUUUUUUGGGGGGAAUUGAAAGUAUAUCCGUUUUGAAUUCUAUGCAUUUUCACGCAAUGUAAAUGCAUAGAAAAGUAUUUCAAAGCGUCAAAAAAUGUCUGAGGCUUUCUAAAAACACCGCUAAUGCCAUUAUUUUCCAGUUCAUCCUCGGAAACACCGGCAAAAAGUUCUGGGAGAUCGAGGCGGACCCGGCGUACGCCUAUGACGUCAUCAACGAUGUUGGCCUCCGAAACCAUUACAUCUGCCUGGUUCAUGCGGCCAGACUGAUGGUGCCGAGAAAGACGGGGCUUAUUGUGAACAUUGGAAGUCUGGGUGGGAUCUCUUACUUCUUGAAUGUCGCUUAUGGAAUCGGAAAAGGAGGAAUUGAUAGGUUGAGCUCGGACGCGGCGAUUGAGCUGGCCGGAACUGGAGUCACCGUGGUUUCGUUGUGGCCAGGCGCCGUGAAAACUGAGUUGAUCCAGACAAACGUCUUGAAGGAGGACAAUGGAUCGGUAAGCCGAAUUCUGAUGACAAAAAAUAUCUUGGUUUACUCAAAAAAAUUGAUUUUUUGUAUACAAUAGCAAUUUUAGGCCGUUUACAAGUACUUCAACGAAGGAGAGUCCAUUUACUAUCCCGGAAAAUGCAUUGUGAAGAUUGCUACGUUGCCGGAUCUUAACAAACAUUCCGGGGAAAUCUUCACGACUACGUAUAUAGCCAAGGAGUACCAACUCAAGGAUGUGGAUGGGCGUAAGUUGCAUUUGAAUGUCUAAAAAUGACAUAAAAAUCAAAAUUUUUUAGUCAUCAUUUUUUUGAAAACUUAUUUUUUAGUCAUCAUUUUUUUGAAAACUUAUUUUUUAGUCAUCAUUUUUUUCGAAAACCUAUUUUUUAGUCAUCAUUUUUUUUUCAAAAAGCUAUUUUUGAAUUUCAGGCCUUCCCGCAGAUCCAAAUGUCCUUCAAGCCACCAGUUUCAUCGACCAAAUGAACGCCGUUCGCACUCGUGUCCUCAAGGGAAAGCAAUGA